GAUGUGUGAUGCUGCUGUUGUGUCCUGCUGCCAUUUCGUCCGCGGAUCAUCACGGAAAUAUCAACUGUCAAAUGAACCAGCAGCUCAUGUUAUCUGUCGGUUUGAACACUCAACAGGCUGCUUUCAUCUUUAAAUGCUGACGGUGGACAAGACGCCGGCUUAAUAUGAUGCAUGUUAUUGGCUGGUUAUUUCUGUAAUUCAACCACUGCUACUCUGGAGGAUCAUUUUUAGAAGAUAUAAUCAUCGAUAUGGGGUUUGUUUUUUACAGGUACUGAGCUCCUAACUUUAAGAUUUGAUUUUGGUGAGACAUGGAGACGAUAUGGCUUUAUCAGUUUCGUCUGAUCGUCAUCGGAGACUCCACAGUUGGCAAGUCGUGUCUGAUCCGGAGGUUCACUGAGGGCCGCUUCGCCCAGGUGUCAGACCCGACGGUGGGCGUGGACUUCUUCUCUCGCCUGGUGGAGAUCGAGCCGGGCAAAAGAAUCAAACUACAGAUCUGGGACACGGCAGGGCAGGAGAGGUUCAGGUCCAUCACCAGAGCUUACUACCGUAACUCAGUGGGAGGGCUCUUGCUCUUCGACAUCACAAACCGCCGCUCCUUCCAGAACGUCCACAACUGGCUGGAAGAGGCCCAGAGCCACGUCCAGCCACACAACAUCGUCUUCCUGCUGGUCGGUCACAAGUGUGACCUGGAGGCCCAGCGUCAGGUGACCCAGCAGGAGGCGGAGAAGCUGGCGGGGGCCUUCGGGUUGCGCUAUGUGGAGACGUCGGCACGAGAGUCGAUCAACGUGGAGAAGGCGUUUGUGGAUCUGACGAGGGACAUCUUUGAGCUGGUACGGAGCGGGGACAUUAAGAUCCAGGAUGGCUGGGAGGGCGUCAAGAGUGGAUUUGUUCCUAACACCGUCCACUCCUCUGAGGAAGUCACCAAGGGCAGCCGGCAAUGCUUCUGCUGAUUUACCUGGCUGCAGUGUGUGUGU
Anarrhichthys ocellatus (wolf-eel) is the source of this 974-nucleotide messenger RNA. Its product is annotated as ras-related protein Rab-39B-like. Lineage: Eukaryota; Metazoa; Chordata; Actinopteri; Perciformes; Anarhichadidae. The coding region runs from base 309 to 950 and encodes 213 amino acids. Gene Ontology annotation, molecular function: GTPase activity; GTP binding. The record is from RefSeq and is a predicted model, not a curated record. The transcript has 4 exons. Gene Ontology annotation, biological process: Rab protein signal transduction.